Messenger RNA from Xylona heveae TC161, 1381 nucleotides. RefSeq names its product putative DNA-directed RNA polymerase I and III subunit Rpc40. The transcript is spliced from 4 exons. Gene Ontology annotation, cellular component: RNA polymerase I complex; RNA polymerase III complex. The record is from RefSeq and is a predicted model, not a curated record. Gene Ontology annotation, molecular function: protein dimerization activity; DNA binding. Gene Ontology annotation, biological process: DNA-templated transcription. The coding region runs from base 36 to 1160 and encodes 374 amino acids. NCBI's taxonomy places the organism in Eukaryota, Fungi, Ascomycota, Xylonomycetes, Xylonales, Xylonaceae.
AAUCAAACAUUCUACAAUAGUCACAACUGCCCGCCAUGCCGGUUCCUGCUCUAUCAGAGGCUGAUCUUGAUCGCCGAAAGAACGUCGGCAUCAAUCUUGAAACCGUCACCCAUGUUCAGUCUACCGAUUUUCCUGGCCAUUAUCCCGGAGAAGAUCACUCUUGGAGCUUAGAGAAAUUCCGGAAUAACCUCCGUGUUGAAUUCCACCACAACGAUCAAUACGACGCCAGCUUCUCCCUCAUCGGGGUCGAUGCCGCCAUUGCCAAUGCCUUUCGCCGUAUUCUCAUUUCCGAGGUUCCCUCUCUCGCCAUUGAAUAUGUCUUCAUUCACAACAACACCUCCAUUAUCCAGGAUGAGGUGCUGGCGCACCGUCUCGGACUCGUCCCUUUGACCGGCGAUAAGGCUGGUCUCAACUGGCUCAAAUGGUUCAAGAAACCUACCGAGGAAGACCCCGAGGGUUCCGAGCCAAGCGAUUACAAUACCGUCGUGAUGAAGCUGCAAGUUGCAUGCUCGCGCAAUCCGGCCGCCGCCAGGGGCGAGACGGAUCCAACCAAGCUAUUCCACAAUGCUCACGUCUACGCUCACCAACUUACCUUCCACCCCGCCGGCCGUCAGCGUGAUUACUUUUCCUCUCCCGAAGGCGCCAUCCGCUCGUUCCACCCUAACAUUCUCCUUGCCAAGCUGCGUCCUGGCCAGGAAAUUGACCUUGAAAUGCACUGCAUCAAGGGUAUUGGCGCCGAUCACGCCAAAUUCUCACCGGUAGCUACGGCCUCGUAUCGACUUUUUCCCGACAUUAAGAUUAUGCGGCCCAUUCUUGGGGACGACGCAGUCAAGUUCCAGACAUGCUUCCCCAAGGGCGUCAUUGCGCUCGAAGACGUCACUGAAGAGGAGGCCUCGCGGGUGGGCUCCGGCUACGAGGGUCACGUAGGCGAGAAGAAGGCAGUCGUGGUGAACCCAUACAAGGAUACGGUCAGCCGAGAGUGUCUCCGACAUGACGAGUUCAAGGACAAGGUCAAGCUUGGACGGGUUCGGGACCAUUUUAUUUUCCAUGUUGAAAGCACGGGCCAGUAUGACAGUGAUGAGCUGUUCAUUGAGAGCGUUAAGGUGUUGAAGGUCAAGUGCCAGCGGAUGAAGCGGAGUCUUGCCAGCAUGAUGCGCUGAGCAGUGAGGAUCCUACACUUAAGCCCUGCUUGUUUCUUUUCAUUUUUUUACCUGAGCAUUUUUCCCGGCGUUUUGUUGAUUGGGGGUUGGACUUAGAGAAAAAGUAGUUCUUUUCAUAUUCUUCUUUACAAUUUCCUUUACGAAGGAUCUAUUUAUCAUUGAUCUCUGUUAUCACAACAGGUGUAUACAUGUAUUGUAUAUACUAAAUAGUUCUGCAGGGA